Aspergillus oryzae RIB40 is the source of this 933-nucleotide messenger RNA. Its product is annotated as class I SAM-dependent methyltransferase. Gene Ontology annotation, cellular component: endoplasmic reticulum. Bases 1 to 933 code for a protein of 310 amino acids. The transcript has a single exon. Lineage: Eukaryota; Fungi; Ascomycota; Eurotiomycetes; Eurotiales; Aspergillaceae. Gene Ontology annotation, molecular function: sterol 24-C-methyltransferase activity. Gene Ontology annotation, biological process: ergosterol biosynthetic process. The record is from RefSeq and is a predicted model, not a curated record.
AUGGACGGUGUCAAGCGAUAUUACAGCUCCCUUGAGACUCGCCUUGGGAAUUGGAUCGUCUACGGCGGCCGUGCUCAUCUGGGUUACUACCCCCCGGAUGUCUGGUGGCCAUUUCCGGUCCAUCACGCGCUUAUUGCGAUGGAAGACCAGGUGUUUCGAUCACUGCGUUUGAACCCGGGUGCUCGAGUUCUUGAUGCCGGUUGCGGAGACGGUCAGGUGGCGAUCCAUUUCGCGCAGAAAGGACUGCAAGUCCAUGCUAUCGAUAUUCUUCCAGAGCACGUCCAACAAGCACAACAGAAUGUCCGGGAGGCUAUUGAUAAGGUCGACUGGAACGCCAAGCACAAUUCAGACACAGUCACGCCUUUGGAUGCAUUGACGGUCCAGCAAGGUGACUAUCAUGAUCUUCAAACGGAGGAAAACGGUUCACUGGACGGCAUCUACACCAUAGAGACAUUAGUCCAUGCGACCGACCUGAACCGCGUCCUGUCAGAGUUUUAUCGAGUACUCAAGCCCGGAGGCAGGAUCGCCCUAUACGAGUAUGACCACUGGGGUGAUGACGAUAUUCAGCAAACAAACCAAUCGGAAAAGGAGGCUAUGGACAAGGUUCGCUUGCAUGGUGCUAUCUCAAAGACGGCAAAUGAAUUGUCCCAGUCACUCUUAGAGGACCGAAGCGAACAUGUUUGCUCACAGAAAGGCUUGGCUGGGAUGCUGAACAAGGCUGGCUUUGAGGAUGUUCAGGAGCGUGAUAUCUCGCCGAAUGUAAACCCAAUGAUACGGUUUCUCGCUUAUUUCCUAUAUGUCCCAUCCAUGAUUGUGUUGACUUUGGGCUUGGAAGCGUAUUUCAUCAACACUGUUGCCAUUGUCGCCAACUAUCAGCGUGGGUGGAAAUAUAUUGCGGUGACAGCGCGGAAACCUGCGACAGUAUCUGGCUAA